Messenger RNA from Ficedula albicollis (Collared flycatcher), 1027 nucleotides. RefSeq names its product tyrosyl-tRNA synthetase 2 (gene YARS2). Gene Ontology annotation, biological process: tyrosyl-tRNA aminoacylation. Gene Ontology annotation, cellular component: mitochondrion; cytosol. The transcript has 5 exons. The record is from RefSeq and is a predicted model, not a curated record. Lineage: Eukaryota; Metazoa; Chordata; Aves; Passeriformes; Muscicapidae. Gene Ontology annotation, molecular function: RNA binding; ATP binding; tyrosine-tRNA ligase activity. Bases 38 to 889 code for a protein of 283 amino acids.
CCCCCGCUGCCGCGGCGGCGCGGGCGGGCGCCUCCGCAUGGGCACGCUGCUGAGCCGGCAGAGCUGCCAGGCGCGGCUCCGCAGCGCCGAGGGCAUGAGCCUCGCCGAAUUCCUGUACCCCGCCCUGCAGGCAUACGACUUUCUGCACCUCCACCAGAACCACGGCUGCCGCAUCCAGCUGGGGGGCCACGACCAGAUGGGAAACAUCAUGUCCGGAUACGAGCUCGUCACCAAGAUGACAGGAACAGAUGUAUUUGGAAUUACUGUACCUCUUAUUACCAGUACUACUGGUGAUAAACUGGGAAAGUCUGCUGGAAAUGCAGUUUGGCUGAACAGAGAUAAGACUUCUCCAUUUGAGCUGUAUCAGUUUUUUGUCAGACAGCAAGAUAACAUAGUUGAAAAAUACCUGAAACUGUUCACCUUCCUUCCUCUUGAGGAGAUUCACCACAUCAUGGAAAUGCAUGCUAAAGAACCUGAGAAAUGGGGCGCUCAGAAACGACUGGCUGCAGAAGUAACUAAGCUUGUGCAUGGUAAAGAGGGGCUGGAAUCUGCUAAGAGGUGCACUAAGGCCCUUUAUUACAGCAGCGUGGAGGCACUGGAAGAAAUGUCUGACCAAGAGUUACAGGAACUUUUCAGGCAAGCUACUUCUGCUGAAUUGAUGCUUGAACCUGGGAUGACUGUUCUUGACUUGUGCCGCAAAGCAAAUGCCAUUCCAGAUGGACCUAGUGGGUACCGGAAAAUUACAGAUGGAGGUGUUUCAAUAAAUGGGAAUCGUGUAACUGAUCCUGAGACUGUUCUUAUUCUCGGGCAGCAUGUUCUGAAGAACGGAGUAUCAUUACUUAGGGUUGGAAAGAAAAAUUAUUACAUUAUAAAAUGGCUGCAGUUGUGACAACGGAGUAUGUCCCUAAAAUGACAGGUCUCUAACUCUGCUGUGUGAAGAUGUACUUGCAAAUAUUUCUGUACUGUGCAGCUCACAGACUUUUUCAAAAUGUACCAGAGUUCAAAUAAAGGACCUGAGUUACACCAC